CUUGGACAACAUCAACACAAAAAUGGGAUAUUCCCCCUUCCAUCUGUGCACAAAAAACUUGAUAAAGUGGUCAAAACAUGGCAGGAUCAAAAGAAGGAACAAGAAACAAAAUUAAAACGACCAAGAUUUGAGUUUGUGGAAUAAGAGCAAUGAAACACAACGGUGAGGUUGUUGUUGUUUGAAAGAAAAUACGGCUAGGGAAUCCAUUUUCUUCAAAGAGUUUGGCAAGUUGGAAAAAAAAAAUUGAGAAUGAAAGGAGUUUCAAGGGGGGAAAUGGUGGAAGAAGUGAAGAAGCAGGUGUGGUUAGCUGGUCCUCUCUUCACUGUUGGUGUGCUGCAGUACAGUUUGCAGGUGAUAUCUGUUAUAUUUGUUGGUCAUCUUGGUGAGUUGCCACUUUCUGCUGCUUCACUUGCCACUUCCUUUGCAUCUGUCACUGGUUUCAAUUUGUUGAUGGGUAUGGCUAGUGCAUUGGACACCUUAUGUGGUCAGUCAUUUGGGGCAGGGCAGCACCAUAUGCUCAGCAUACACAUGCAAAGAGCUACCUUUGUUCUCUCAAUUGUAAGUGUCUUUCUAGCAAUCAUGUUGGUAUUCACCAAACACAUUCUAGUUGCCAUGCAUCAGCAAGUUGCCAUAGCUGAGGAGGCUGGGGUAUAUGCCCUUUACAUGAUUCCAAGCCUUUUUGCUUAUGGUAUCCAUCAAUGCCUUCUCAAGUUUCUACAAAGUCAAAACAUUGUCUUCCCCAUGGUGCUGAGCUCUGCAGUGGUGGCUUUGCUUCACAUCCCUUUGUGUUGGGUGUUCGUAUUCAAAUCAGGACUUGGAAGUAAGGGAGCUGCCAUAGCAAAUUCAGUAUCAUAUUGGUUUAAUGUGCUGCUGAUAGGACUUUAUGUGAAGUUUUCUUCCUCGUGUGCAAAAUCAUGGACUGGCUUCUCAAAGAAGGCCCUGAAAAAUAUCCUAGAAUUCCUUAAAAUUUCCAUUCCUUCAGCUUUUAUGCUUUGUUUAACCCUACACAUGGACAGCUUAAAGGUUUGGACAUUUGAACUAAUGGUUCUUCUAUCUGGCCUUCUUCCAAAUCCACAGUUAGAAACUUCAGUGUUGUCUAUAUGUCUUAACACAUUUGUAAUUGCCUGGAUGAUUCCCUUUGGAUUAAGCUGUGCUGUGAGCACAAGGGUCUCAAAUGAACUAGGGGCUGGUCAUCCACAAUCUGUAAGUCUUGCAGUUAGAGUUGCUCUCUUCCUUGUCCUUGCUGAGGGCAUUAUGAUGGUAUUACUCAUGAUCCUGCUAAGAAAAAUAUGGGGCAAUCUUUACAGCAGUGAAACAGAAGUUAUAAAAUAUGUAGCAGCCAUGAUGCCUAUUCUUGCUAUCUCCAGCUUCCUUGAUGGGAUUCAAAGUGUUCUUUCAGGCAUUGCAAGAGGUUCUGGUUGGCAGAAGAUUGGUGCAAUUGUGAAUCUUGGAUCAUUUUAUUUUGUGGGAGUUCCUUCUGCAGUGGUGUUGGCUUUUGUUUUGCACAUGAAAGGGAAGGGCCUUUGGUUGGGGAUUGUUUUUGCAUUCAUCCUGCAAGUCAUACUUUUUGGUCUCAUUACCAUUCGAACCAGCUGGAAGAAAGAAGUAAGACACCUAUUUGUUGUAGUUCUACAAAUCACAAACCAAAUGUUGUGCACGUGUAAACCAGUUAUCUGGAGCAAAUAAUUGGAUUCAUUAUCCAG
Cajanus cajan (pigeon pea) is the source of this 1703-nucleotide messenger RNA. NCBI's taxonomy places the organism in Eukaryota, Viridiplantae, Streptophyta, Magnoliopsida, Fabales, Fabaceae. The record is from RefSeq and is a predicted model, not a curated record.